GGGGGGCUCAGCCCCCGCCUCAGUGUCCACAGGCUGCUUGGAGGGAAGAACAGCCUUCAAACUGUCCGCCAAAAGUGAGCUGAGGGCCGCCCUCCCUCCGCUGCUCUGCUGGAAGCCUCUUUUGUCAUUAGCCCGGCAGGAAAAGGCGCGGGAACUCCGCGGAGAUAAAGACAGGCUGAGUCCGCUCUCAGACAUCAUUUCUCUGAGUCCACACUCUAGAAAGAGAGCCAAGAUGAGCGGAAGAGGCAAGACAGGCGGAAAGGCCAGAGCCAAGGCAAAGUCCCGAUCCUCCCGUGCCGGGCUCCAGUUCCCGGUCGGUCGUGUCCACAGGCUGCUCCGCAAAGGGAACUAUGCCCAGCGUGUGGGAGCCGGAGCCCCCGUCUACCUGGCGGCUGUGCUGGAGUACCUGACCGCUGAGAUCCUGGAGCUGGCUGGAAAUGCUGCCCGGGACAACAAGAAGACCAGGAUCAUCCCCCGUCACCUGCAGCUGGCUGUCCGCAACGACGAGGAGCUCAACAAGCUGCUGGGAGGAGUCACCAUCGCUCAGGGCGGCGUGCUGCCCAACAUCCAGGCUGUUCUGCUGCCCAAGAAGACCGAGAAGGCCGCCAAGAAGUAGACCAGACCAGACC
Molecule: messenger RNA, 629 nt
Organism: Cheilinus undulatus (humphead wrasse)
Lineage: Eukaryota; Metazoa; Chordata; Actinopteri; Labriformes; Labridae
Product: histone H2A-like
Exons: 1
Coding region: 233-616 (127 amino acids)
Cellular component (GO): nucleosome
Molecular function (GO): DNA binding; protein heterodimerization activity; structural constituent of chromatin
Source: RefSeq, a predicted model, not a curated record